This is a messenger RNA of Bradysia coprophila, 1749 nucleotides long. RefSeq lists its product as uncharacterized. The record is from RefSeq and is a predicted model, not a curated record. Lineage: Eukaryota; Metazoa; Arthropoda; Insecta; Diptera; Sciaridae. Gene Ontology annotation, molecular function: flavin adenine dinucleotide binding; sarcosine oxidase activity.
GUAUUGGAGAUAACCGGACAAGUUUGUUUAAGAUUACACACAAAUGAUGUUGAAAAUCACAACUUGCGAUUAGGCUAUUUAUACGCAAAUGGUCGUUGACUGUGAAGUACAUUUUAAAUUCAAUCGUGAAGAUUGACUUGAAACACCACUACGAAAUGGACAGCGAUCGCUAUGAAGUAAUAAUAAUUGGGGGUGGUGUAAUGGGUAGUGCAACAGCAUAUUAUUUGUCGAAGUCUCUUGGUAAGGAUGUACUGCUGAUUGAGCAAUACGACUUAUUACACCGAAGAGGAUCUAGUCAUGGUGACAGCAGAAUAAUACGGAAAACGUAUCCUCAAGAGCACUAUACAGAAUUGAUGCUGGAUGCUUAUGAAUUGUGGGCGCUGGCGGAAAAAGAAGCUGAAACGAGAGUUUUUACAAAAACUGGCGGCCUUGAUAUAUCUAACGGGGACAACAGACAAAUCAAACAGUUACUACAGUCAGCUGAGAAAUACAAUGUUCCGGUGAAAGUUAUGACUCCCUCUCAAGUGAACGACAAAUUUCCAUCUGUCACGAUACCAGACGAUUGCAUCGGUGUCUACAGUCCAGAUAGCGGGAUAUUAAAUGCAACGAAAGCAGUCGCAAUGUUUCAUCAUCUAGCAAAAGCGAACGGUUGCACGGUGAAAGACAACACGAAGGUUAUGAAUAUCCGUCAAGUUACUGUAGGAACAAGGGUCGAAACAAUUGUUGAAACCAAUAACGGAUUCAAUUACAAAUGUGCACAAUGCAUCGUCACUGUUGGAUCGUGGACAACAAAGUUACUGACGAGAGUAAACCUGAACCUGCCGUUACGUGUGGUUCAAACCACCGUUGCUUAUUGGCCGGUUGACAAUCCCUCAGUUUACUCUUCCACCGUGUUCCCAGUCUUUAUAAAUUACUCUGACGAUGCGUUCGUUUACGGAUUUCCGGCACACGAAUUCCCAAACAUGAUAAAAUGUUGUGCACAUUUCGGGCCAGACGUCGAUCCGGACAGCAGAGAUUUUCUACCGGGAAUGGACGAUUUGAACAACAUUGUCGCGCCGUUCAUCAAACGAACUUUCCAGGGUGUCACUGCCGUUCCGGAAAAGGUCGAAAGCUGCAUGUACACCUGGACUCCAGACGAAGAUUUUGUCAUUGACGAAUUGCCGGUAUUGCCGGGUAUAUUCGUUGGCUGUGGCUUUAGUGGUCAUGGAUUCAAAUUGGCGCCAAUUGUUGGGAAAAUUUUAUCCGAUCUGGCGAUGCGGAGACCGCAUCCGUAUCCCAAGAACCGAAGAGUUUUUUCGAUCGAUCGGUUUGGAAAAAAAUGUAAAAUCUGAUUUGAGGAAUAAAAUUGGGGAGAAACUCUUCAGAAAAAAACCACAAGUUACUUAACUGUUCGCUAUGGGUGAUACGUCAAAAUUUGUAUGUAAAAGUCGAGUUAACUAGAAACAAACCAGUUUAACGGAGCUAGAUGGGUGAAUCUUCUUUUAACACUCCAUAGUAUUGGUAAUCUGCUCCCAUUGCUCCCCUUACACAGCCACCAUCAAAGGUCAAUGUCCGGUACGUGCACCAAAAAACAUGCGAUAAACUCACCAAAAAUAAUCAAAUAUUGAAGCCUCGCUCGCUCCAUGACAAGUAAGAUGACAAAUGGAAAUGUGCAUUUUCAUAUCAACCAUUCGGUGAUUCCAUUCCGUUCUAAUCUUAUCUCUCAAUGUCAAUAAAGAAAGAAACCAAUAAAUUAACGGCAUUCAGAAC